Messenger RNA from Zea mays, 1004 nucleotides. RefSeq names its product F-box protein PP2-A13. The transcript has 3 exons. Gene Ontology annotation, molecular function: protein binding. Bases 1 to 816 code for a protein of 271 amino acids. The record is from RefSeq and is a predicted model, not a curated record. Lineage: Eukaryota; Viridiplantae; Streptophyta; Magnoliopsida; Poales; Poaceae.
AUGCGCGGUGUUCUGCCUCAAGAAAUCUCGGCCGCGAUAUCGCCUCUCCGUCCCGCCGCCGCCACCUCCAGAAAUCUCGGUCGCGAUAGUGCCUAUCCAUCCCGCCGCCGCCAUAAUCGCCCCCAACCUCGCGAACGAGAUCCGCAGAUUGAGAGGCCUUCACCAAUUGAUUUCUGCGCGCCUCGGGCCCGGGGAGGUGAUGGCACGGUGCUGAGCGACCUGCUGGAGAACUGCGUCGCGGAGGUGCUGCUCAGGCUGGACCCGCUGGAGAUCUGCCGGAUGGCGCGGCUCAGCCGCAUGUUCCGCGGCGCCGCAUCCGGGGAUGGUGUCUGGGAGUCCAAGCUACUGACGAACUACGCGCGCCUCCUCGCUGUCGCUGCGGCCGGUGAUGGGGAAGCGGGGCAGGCCGUCGGGUCUGCGCCGAAGGCGGAGCCGCUGCCCAAGAAGGAACUGUACGCGCGGCUUUGCCGUCGGAACCGUUUCGACGACGGCAAAAAGGAGUUCUGGCUGGACAAGGGUGGCGGAGGUCUAUGUAUGUCAAUUUCUUCAAGGGCGCUUUCAAUAACAGGCAUUGAUGACAGGAGGUAUUGGAACUUCAUUCCCAGUGAUGAAUCAAGAUUCCGCACGGUUGCGUACCUCUCGCAAAUCUGGUGGUUUGAAGUCAGAGGGGAGGUUGAAUUCUUCUUCCCAGAAAGCACGUACAGCCUAUUCUACCGCAUUCAUCUCGGCCGACCAUUCAAGCGAAACCAGAGGAGUUCAGGGAGAGAUCACCAAGUUGCAUAUAGGUGUCCAUGGGCAAACACCCACUCACAAUAAUUAAGUCAAGAUACCUUACCGAGUGUAGUAAUCCUUUGGCAGAUAUAUGUCUUUAACGGGGCCAAAUUUUCCAAAUGGUCUACGAAGGUCAUCGGGCUUUUUUCGUGUUCGGGGCGGAGCGUUUUUUUGCCUUUUGUUCCUAAUGCUCUUGGUCUUCACAACCGUAGAGAGAACUGGACCGUCUCCAA